Molecule: messenger RNA, 3181 nt
Organism: Sphaeramia orbicularis (orbiculate cardinalfish)
Lineage: Eukaryota; Metazoa; Chordata; Actinopteri; Kurtiformes; Apogonidae
Gene: cpxm2
Product: carboxypeptidase X (M14 family), member 2
Exons: 14
Coding region: 358-2586 (742 amino acids)
Biological process (GO): proteolysis
Molecular function (GO): metallocarboxypeptidase activity; zinc ion binding
Source: RefSeq, a predicted model, not a curated record
UGUGUGUCAGCAGUCUGGACCAGAUUCGCUCCAAAAAAACGAGAGAGAAAACACACUGAUUUGCUUUUUUUCUUUUUUCGAGUCACCUGCCAGCAUCUACAAACUCCAGUCUCCCUGCCUCUUCGCUCUUUUCCCUCCCUCCCUCCUUCCCUGCAUUUUUCCCAGGCUGAGGCGUCCAUGGACCCUCUGGCUCUGCUGCUUUCGUCAGUGACUUGGAGCGCUCCGAGAACUUUGUGAACUCUUUUUUGUGAAGGGAUAGGAAGGAGAACAGUGGAUGGGACGCAGCCUGGCAGGAGCCUCCUCUGGAGACGGCAUCAGGAUUCUCAGCCGGACUUAAAAAAACGCCCCCGGGGGGUCAUGACAAGUCAGCGCCUCAGCCUCUUCUUCGCCCCCCUGGUUCUGCUGGGACUCCUCGUGGGGCUGGCAGACCUGGGCCAGGCUUCCACCGGUGAGGAUGAGGAUUAUUACAUGCAGGAGCUGCUGACCAGAGAACAGUACAACCAGGUCCAGAGCCUGGAGAAACCUGUGGCCUCCAUACCUGAGCGCCAGGAUCACAACCCUGUCAAGAAGGUACCCAAGGGAAAGGAAAAAACAGAAAAAACCAACGCAGAUGCAAAAGCAGCCAACAAAAAGCCGGAGAAGCCCAAGAAGAGUGCUCUGAAAGGCCCGAACAGCAGCUCCGACGGAGAGAAACAGUACAAGUCGAUGAAAGAGGAAUGCCCUCCGAUGGGACUGGAGACCCUGAAGAUUGAUGACUUCCAGCUUCACGCUUCCACGAUUAGACGCUACGGCCUCGGUGCACACAGAGGUCGCCUUAACAUUCAGGCUGGCCUUUAUGAAGAUGACCUCUACGACGGGGCCUGGUGUGCAGGGAGAGAUGACCCUCUGCAGUGGUUCGAGGUGGACGCCAGGAGGCUCACCAAGUUCACGGGGGUCAUCACACAGGGCAGGAGCUCCCUCUGGUCGAGCGACUGGGUGACCUCGUACAAGGUGAUGGUGAGCAACGACAGCCAUACGUGGAUUACUCUGAAGAACGGGUCCAAGGACUUGAUCUUCAGCGGCAACAGGGAAAAGGAGAUCCCAGUGCGGAACAUUUUCCCAGUGCCCGUGGUCGCCCGUUACAUCCGAGUCAACCCUCGCUCGUGGUACAACAGCGGCAGCAUCUGCAUGAGGGUGGAGGUCCUUGGCUGUCCUAUGCCAGAUCCAAACAACUAUUAUCACAGACGAAAUGAAGUCAUAACAACAGAUGACUUGGACUUCCGACACCACAGCUACAAAGAGAUGAGGCAGCUUAUGAAGGUGGUUAAUGAAAUGUGCCCCAACAUCACCCGGAUCUAUAACAUAGGAAAGAGUCAUAAUGGCCUGAAGCUGUACGCCAUUGAGAUUUCCGACAACCCAGGAGAGCAUGAAGUUGGUGAGCCCGAGUUUCGUUACACGGCGGGUUCCCAUGGUAACGAGGUGCUGGGACGGGAGCUGCUCCUCCUCCUGAUGCAGUUCAUCUGUCUAGAGUAUCUGUCUGGCAACCAACGGAUCCGUCACCUGGUGGAGGAGACCAGAAUCCAUCUAUUGCCAUCUGUCAACCCUGAUGGGUACGAGAAAGCCUUUGAAGUGGGUUCAGAGCUCAGCGGCUGGUCUCUGGGACGGUGGAGCAACGAUGGCAUCGACAUCCACCACAACUUCCCCGAUCUCAACUCCGUACUGUGGGAAGCCGAGGCCAAGAAGUGGAUUCCUCGCAAAAUGUUCAACCACCACGUGGCCAUUCCAGAAUGGUACCAGUCCAGAAACGCCUCGGUUGCCGUGGAGACGCGGGCUUUGAUAGUCUGGAUGGAGAAGAUGCCCUUCGUGCUCGGCGGUAACCUCCAGGGCGGGGAACUGGUGGUGACCUUCCCGUAUGACAAAACCCGCUCCCUUGGGGUGACCAGAGAGCAGACCCCCACCCCGGAUGACCACGUCUUCCGCUGGCUGGCCUUCUCCUACGCCUCCACCCACCGCCUGAUGACUGAUGCCAACCGACGGGUCUGCCACAGAGAAGACUUCGCCAAGGAGGACGGCACCAUCAACGGGGCAUCCUGGCAUACUGCGCCUGGCAGUAUGAAUGAUUUCAGCUAUUUGCACACCAACUGCUUUGAGUUGUCGAUGUAUGUGGGUUGUGACAAAUUCCCUCAUGAGAGCGAACUGCCUGAAGAGUGGGAGAAUAAUCGCGAGUCGCUUCUUGUCUUCAUGGAGCAGGUGCAUCGAGGAAUCAAAGGUGUAGUCAGAGACAUGCAAGGUCGAGGAAUACCGAAUGCCAUCAUCUCUGUGGAAGGAAUCAGCCACGAUAUUCGUACAGCUGCUGAUGGAGACUACUGGCGUUUGCUGAACCCCGGAGAGUACAGAGUGUCAGCCCGGGCCGAGGGCUACAGCCUCACCAGUAAGAAGUGUGAAGUGGGCUACGAAAUGGGCGCCACCAGGUGCGACUUCACCAUCAGCCGCACCAACCUGUCCCGCAUCAAAGAAAUAAUGGAACGAUUCAACAAGCAGCCCAUCCGACUGCCCGUCCGGCAGCUCCAGGCUCGCAGGUCCAGAGAACGACGUCUGGGAACAUAAUGAGUGGACGAGGACCAAUUAAAGACGAACAUCUGCUCUGAACUUCUAGUCUGGACUUGGAUCUCUGUAGGAAUUUCUGGUCGGAGACAGAAAAUGUUGAUUAAUUUAAACGGGACACUUGGUUGGGUCUUUUGUUUUGUUGUGUCUUGUCCCCAGGCAUAAGCUCUUUCUGUCUUUGUUGAAUGUCAUCUCAACUUCCAUCAAUAUCCACUGUAGUAUUUUAUUCUGUCCAAACAGAGGUUUGUUUAUGACCCAUCCCAUACAAUUUAUAUACAAGAUAAAGACAUUUACCGUCAGUCUGCUUCAUGGUUCCGUUAAGUUACAGAAACUAUUAUAUUUAGAAGCUAUUUUUUUAUAAAUAAAAAGAAAAUUCAAGUGCAAAAUACAGAUAGGGAAUCUAAUUUUAGGGACUUUUAAGGAACAAUGUCAUUAUGUACAUACAGGUAACUUAAGUAACGCAUUUACGUAAACCAUUAAAAAGCUCUCAUUACUGCACUUGUACAAUUUUUUUAUUCUAAAGAAUGUUGCUUAUAGAAAUUGUGGAUUUUUUUUUAUACCAAAUGAUGCUUCUUUGCAAAUUAUUAAAUAAAACAUA